This is a messenger RNA of Marchantia polymorpha subsp. ruderalis, 2718 nucleotides long. Lineage: Eukaryota; Viridiplantae; Streptophyta; Marchantiopsida; Marchantiales; Marchantiaceae. The record is from the annotation of a GenBank genome assembly.
AUAAAGCAGUUUCGAUUGCAGUUGGAAAAUUUACGUUCGUAGUCUAGAAAUCGAACAAAGUAUGAUCUCGCGUGUUGAGUGACAUUUCUGACGUAAUCUGACGAAAGGGACGAUGGGACAGAGAGCUUCCUUCCCAAAUUGGAUCUGAGUGAUAACGCUGCAAGGGUUAGGGUGGGGAGUAUUGGGACUCGACUGGCUUCUGCAGGAGGGCGCUCGUCAACCGCAUGAUGACGUUUCCUCACAUUUUUCACAGAUCGAAGAAGGAUCACAAGCACGAGCACUUCAACCCCUUUUCUUCGCACCACGCAAGUUCCGAGUCUUCCGAGGGAGGGUCUUCCCAUGGGUCGGAUCGAUCUUCGCACUCUUCGCACCACAACCCCUUUUCUUUGUUCCACGCAAAGUCCGAGUCUUCCGAGAGAGGGUCUUCCCAUGGGUCGGAUCGAUCUUCGCACUCUUCACACCACAACCCCUUUUCUUUGUUCCACGCAAAGUCCGUGUCUUCCGAGGGAGGGUCUUCCCAUGCGUCGAAUCGAUCUUCGCACUCUUCGCGCUCUUCGGAGUCGAGUUUACGUUCAGGCGAAUCUACACACCGAACCGGGACGAAGUCCAGAGUCCCAGUGCAGGCAGUGAUCGAGACUGAGGAGGCGGGCAUCCAUGAAGCCUUCAGUAUUAUCGACAAAGACAACGACGGGAAGAUCUCUAAGCAGGAGUUGGGAGAAAUGUGGAAAGGAAUGGGCGAGGAGCUCUCGGAUCAGGAGCUGAGCAUUAUGGUACACGACGCUGACGCCGAUGGCGACGGCUCGAUCGACAUAGAUGAAUUCGUUACCCUCCAGAAAACCAUGGGAGUUGAGGAUCCGAAGGGACAUUCCAAAGACAUCAAAUUGGCUUUCGACCUCGCCGACGUCGAUAGGAGUGGUUAUAUUUCUGCCAUAGAGUUGCGGAGUGUGAUGAAGACACUGGGCCAGAAAAGGAUCACGAUCGAGGAAUGUAGGGAGAUGACCAAGCUCGUAGACAGCGAUUGCGACGGGAAGAUCAGUUUUGAGGAGUUCGAGAAAUUGAUGAAAUCCAGCGCUUUUCAGCAUGAACGUCUAAUGUGAUCGAUGAGAGUCCCGGCAACCGGCAAAAAUGCUUCGGUGGCGAGCCAUGUUCGUCUGAUUGUGGCAAUGGAGAUUUCAUUUACUUCGAUUUCAGCUCUGAACGAGCCCAAUUUUGUUCCGUCCCAUCCCCACGACAUUGUCGAGCCAACAACAAUGGGGGCAAAGAGUUGCAAUGAAGAUUGUCAAUUUACGAAGAUCCUGAUGUUUUCAUAGCAUCUUCGUAUCGCAUGCGGCCACUUCAGCGCCGAUCGACUAUGCUGAUCUCGAGAAAAGUUCAGAAUGGACGUUGGCGAACCUUGAUGUUUCAUAAGUCACGCGGUCUCGACUGAGUAACAGGCGUGGACAACACCAGCAUCCAGACUCGACACCACGGUUUGCAGGCAUGUCGUCCCUCGAGAUUGCUCUUGUACAAGUAUCGUAUCCAUAGAUUUUUCCUCAGCUUGUGAUAAUUCCACUAUAAAGUCCAAAUAUUCAUUGUGGUGAUAGCAUACUGAUCGACUUCGUAUAUUGUAGACAGUGAAAAGUUCGUCUGUACAUUGUAAGUAUCUACUGUAAGUGUAAGGAACGUGAUAGAGUUGAGGAGAGCUGAGAGAAACUAAUAAUUGGACAUGGUAUGGGAGGAGUAGCCGACGUGUCGAAGAAGCAAGGAGACGAAUCACAUGUCAGCAUGGAGAGGAACUGCCGCUCCCGUGUGGACUACACGGCCAUGCCGCCUUCCUUUAGUAUACUUGACGAAAUUUCAAUGUACACUUAUACAGAAAAUAUAAUAUUCAGUUGUUAAAUUUUAGAACGUAGUAUCAGUUCAUCUCUGAAGAUCGAAUGAAAUUAAGAUUCCAGUACCCCUAUCUCUCUCUUCCUCUCUCUCUAUAGUCGAAGGAAUCCGGAUGAGCUGUCUGUGGAAUGGAUCUCUGUAUAUGUUGAACCCGAAUAUUUUGAACUUUUUAUGAAGCAAAAGGGGCAGCUUUUGUUGUAACUCUUUUCUGGACUGUGUUCUCUGCCGUCGGUUGGCUAUCCUUCGUUAAGCACCCCUUUCGAUUGUUCAAUAAUGUAAUAAAUAAUUGCGGACUAAUCGGAAACCGAGGAUACACAUGUUUUUUAAAAUGAAACCCUGUAGCUAAAAAAACGUAGAACCAUAAGUUCCAUCGAAAAUAGUGAAAGGGUACUCUAUAUAUUCGAUUCCUUGAAACCCAGUAUAGACUAGAGCCAGGAAUAUGGUAGCUAUUAAAGCGUAAACUGCUUUUUGCUUUAAACCUGCGAGUGUAGCAUGACAAGCCCAAGUUACCAGCUCGAGUUUACUCCUUGAUGUGACUCAUCAUACUCUUUCAAGUCCGUGCAUGUAUUUUUGUUUUCGGAUCAGAUGCAAUCAAAUCGUAGGUACUAUGCAUCAAAAUCCAUUAUCAUUCUCAAUACAAUAGUCUGGGAAAUGAUAUUUAAGAGAUAACAUGAUGACUAGGAUAUAUAGAGAAUAUUUCCAUGUACUAUUACUUUUUCCAAAUGAUUUUUUCUCAUUCAGCUUAUAGUUUACAUUUUUCUUUUAUAUUAAAAUUUUCUUCCUGAAAAAGUUGUACUUUUUGACCCUUUAGUGAUCAAUACUGAUUAUUUUUUUUUACCUAAUAUAGAU